Messenger RNA from Leptopilina boulardi, 1376 nucleotides. Its product is annotated as toll-interacting protein-like. Gene Ontology annotation, molecular function: ubiquitin conjugating enzyme binding; ubiquitin binding. The transcript has 6 exons. NCBI's taxonomy places the organism in Eukaryota, Metazoa, Arthropoda, Insecta, Hymenoptera, Figitidae. Gene Ontology annotation, cellular component: cytoplasm. The coding region runs from base 382 to 1236 and encodes 284 amino acids. The record is from RefSeq and is a predicted model, not a curated record. Gene Ontology annotation, biological process: ubiquitin-dependent protein catabolic process.
AAAUUUGAAAUAUAUCUCUCUAUAAAUAUUGUUGAAAAUAUUUUAUAUUUUUUGUAUUUUCUCCGCCUAGUGAAGAAUAUUUAUUCGUAACGUUAGUUGCGUGAGUUACGUGACAGAUGACAGUAACACACACACACACACACAAGUACAAUGACGACAAAUUUUACAUCGUCACAAAGUUUAUAUAUAUGUGUAUGUCUGUCAUAUGUUCACUAACAUAUUCUUAUAUUAAUCACUGGAAUUGAGAGGUUUCACCUGAUGGUUGUUGCGUUCGAACUUUAAACGUAUAUAAAUAUAUGGGAAGAAUUCACAAUAGAAACUGGAGCAAAUAUAAUUAAAUUAUUGUGCUUAAAUAAUAGUGUAUUUUUGAAAGUUAAUAAAAUGGGAACUGUUAAACAUUCAGAACAAUUUGAAGAAUGGAAGAAAAAGGCAUUUAUUGGUCCUUUACCAUCUGGAUUUUUGAGAUUGGAUGAUGUUAAUACCCUUGCCCAACAAGAAGCUGCAGAUCGACAAGCGGCUUUGGCCUUACAUCAAGCCCAAAUGAGAAAUAUGCCAAUGCAAGCUAACGAUCCGCGUGUAGGCAGAUUAAGCAUAACAAUAACACAGGCGAAAUUAGUGAAGAACUAUGGAAUGACUAGAAUGGAUCCUUAUGUGAGGUUACGUGUGGGACAUGCAGUUUAUGAAACACAUACUGCAAUAAAUGGAGGCAAAAAUCCACAUUGGAAUAAAGUCAUACAAUGUUUAUUGCCACCAGGUAUUACACAAAUUUAUGUAGAAAUAUAUGAUGAAUGUUCGUUUACAAUGGAUGAAUUGAUUGCCUGGGGACACAUUGAUAUUCCCUCGCAAGUAAUUCAAAGAGGAGAGACCUAUGAGGAUUGGUACUUGCUGAGUGGUAAACAAGGAGAUCAUCAAGAAGGUUCGAUAAAUUUGGUCCUAAGUUAUACUAAUAAAUAUGUGCCUCAUCCUCAAAUGAUGGCACCUCCUUUCAUGGUAGUUCCUUCUCCAACGGUGUUUGGAAGAGGAGUUCCAUAUGCACCAGUUAAUGUUUAUACUGCACCUCCGACAGCCGGAACGCAACCUGUUCCCGCAAGUACUUUACCACAAGCCGAAGAGGAAUUAAAGCAGAUUGCUGAAAUGUUUCCAAACAUCGACAAGGAUGUGAUAAAAUCGGUCUACGAUACCAAAGGUGGUCAAAGAGCAACGACUAUAAAUACCCUAUUACAAAUGAACGAAUAAUAAUAAUUCACGCCUUCCUCCCUCUCGUCGUACAUUUUUAUUUUUAUUUAUUUUUUUUUUUUGAAAUGCCAUAUUUGUACGUUAUCUGCUUAAGUGUCAUUCAGUCAAGAUGUAAUAUAUUUGUAAAUUAUUACCAUUUA